AUGGCGGAUGCAGCAUAAAUCUACGGUCAAAAGAAGUAUUUAUAUAGACAGGAUGGAUUAUUUAUUCGAUUUAAUGAUAAUGAUAAAGAAUUGAUUAUAAGAUCUUUAAAUGGAUCAAUUGAUGUAUAAUCGAGGUAAAAGUUUUAAGAUGUCAACCCAUAAUCAUCAGAUUGCUUAGAAUUUAAUGCAAUUUAUGGGAUAGUAACAUUGAAACAGUUGAAUUAUUUAGUCGUUGUUGUAAAGGCUGCUUUGAUUAGUUCAAUAAUGAAUUUACCAAUAUUUCAAGCCGAGAAAUUCUAAUUCAUUCCUAUCGAAGAUAAAAAAAUAAAUUCUAGAGAUGCCUCAUACAUAGCUGGUCUACAGGAGAUAUUUAAUACGAAAACUUUUUAUUAUUCAGAAUAGUAUGAUCUUACAAACUCGUUGCAGAGAUACAUAGAAAAUAAAGGAAUUCGUAAGCCAUUAUCUCAGUAUUGGAUGAACAGUGAAAAUUGCAAACCUUUUCGUCUAUGCAAUCCAGAAUAAUGGAUACCCACAUUUAUUUCAGGUCUCAUUGCAAUCAGAUAUUUUAAGUUGAAUGAUACUGAUUGUUAGAUAUGCCUAAUUAGUCGAAGAGAUAAGAGAAGAAUGGGUAGAAGAUUCAUUAGCAGAGGAGCAGAUCUGGAUGGAAAUUGUAGUAAUUUUGCAGAGACAGAAUAAAUAUUCAGAUAUCAAUCAACCUAUUAUUCAUUUUUAUAAUCAAGAGGUUCAAUGCCUUUUAAAUGGAUUUAGAAGCCAGAUUUAAAAUGGUCACCAAAGGCUAAGAUUUUAGGAGAUAUAACCACUAAUACUGAAAUAGCUUAAAAACACUUUUCUGAUUAGUUCUAGUUGGGAAUUCAAAAGCAUAUUCUUGUUAACUUAAUUGAUAAAAAAGGAACGUAGAAUGUGUUAGGAAAUUAUUAUAAUGAAGUGAUUAAUCGAUUGAAAAAUGACAAUUUAAAGUAUAUUUGGUUUGAUUUUCAUCAUGAAUGCAGAGGAAUGAAAUAUUAGAAUUUAUCAAAACUAAUAAACAUGAUGGCAUAGGAUUUAAAACUAGAAGAUUAAUGUAGUUUUGAUCUCAAAUCAGGAACAUCUUAAUUAAAUAUAAUAACACUGAUGACAACAUAGAAAUCCAUUAUUAGAACUAAUUGCGUUGAUUGUUUGGAUAGAACUAAUGUAGUUCAAUCAGUUAUUGCUAGACAUUAACUUUGGAAUACAUUAUAAAAAUUAGGAGUAAGAAGAAGCACUAACUAAGCAAUGGAACCCUUCCCAGAUUAAUUAGAAUAGAUAUUUAGAGAUAUUUGGACAUUGAAUGCAGAUACUGUUUCUUUGAUGUAUACUGGAACAGGUGCUUUGAAGACAGAUUCAACAAAAAAAGGCAAGAGGACAUUUUUAGGUGCCGUGGAAGAUGGCAGAAGAUCUAUAAUUAGAUAUUUUAUUGGAAACUUUCAUGAUGGAGGUAUUCAAAAUAACAUUGAUCUUUUAACAAAUAAGAUAGAUUUAAAAAAACAUGAUUAUAAAAACAAGUUCUUCACAGGAUGGCAUUGUCUAUUAGUGAUUUUUGCAUCUGUUCAGGUUGGAUUAUGGAAAUUGAGUGGAUUUGUUUUAGAGCAUCCAAAGGCCAAUUAAAUAUUGGGGAUUCAAAAAAAACAUGAUAACUAUGAUUAACUCAAGAUGACAAUAGCUCAUUUUGCCUUUGUAGCAACCGGAAUGCUUAUUAUACGAACACUUAUAUUCAGUAAGUAUAAACUGUUUGUCAGAGAAGCCAAGCUAAACCAUUGA
Molecule: messenger RNA, 1797 nt
Organism: Paramecium tetraurelia
Lineage: Eukaryota; Ciliophora; Oligohymenophorea; Peniculida; Parameciidae
Exons: 4
Biological process (GO): phosphatidylinositol dephosphorylation
Cellular component (GO): endoplasmic reticulum
Molecular function (GO): phosphatidylinositol-4-phosphate phosphatase activity
Source: RefSeq, a predicted model, not a curated record